CUGACUAUCUCAUCUUCGGCGUCAACAACAUUAUAAAUAAGGAUCUCCCCUGCACACGAGAGCCUCAGAGUCACCCUGGCCAGUUUAACGCAGACCUAAACAUGGCGGCCUCUCACUACAUCACUUUAAAUGACGGUCAACAGAUUCCCCGUAUCGCGUAUGGCAGCGGUACGGCCUGGUUCCAGGCCACGGGACCAGACGGCGUUUCUUCUGAGCUGGUCGAGGCUACCAGUGCGGCCAUCAGCAUUGGCUUUAACCACCUCGAUGCAGCCAAAGUGUAUGGCAAUGAGCGAAGCACUGGAGUGGCGAUAUCCAAGUGCGGCCUGCCACGGGAGAAGCUGUUCAUUACUACUAAGAUUAUAUCGGGUCUAUCGUCGGUGAAGGAGACUUUGAAAGAACAAUUGCGGGACCUCCAAGUGGAAUAUGUGGAUCUGUAUUUGAUCCAUUCUCCCAUGUUCACCAAGGAGGCCGGCGAGCCGACUCUUGCGGAGGCUUGGAAGAAGAUGGAAGAAGUGCACGCAGAGGGACUGGCGAAGAGCAUCGGCGUCAGCAAUUACCGAAUCUCAGACCUGCAGGAAAUACUCAAGUCGGCUAAAGUCAAGCCGACAGUCAACCAGAUCGAGUUCCAUCCAUACGUGUGGAAAGAAGCUGAGCCACUGUUGAAAUUCAUGAAGGAGGAAGCGAUCGUACUAGCGGCGUAUGGACCUCAAGUGCCGGUUGUAAAACUACCAGGAGGUAAGGUGGACCCGAUCAUCGAACGAAUAUCCUCCGAACGCAAGAUUUCGACGGGCGAAGUGCUCCUGAAGUGGGCCAAAGCUCAUGGCGCAAUCGUGGUGACCACUAGCUCGAAAGCGGCCCGGAUGAAGUCGAUGCUCGAGACCGUCCUCGACGACAAGUCGGAUCUCUCUCCGGCAGAGGUUCAGGAACUUAAUGAGGCUGGAAUCGAAAACGGCGUUCAGCGUAUCUUCAUGAAACACAUGAGCGAUUAGACAAGCCUCCCCACCUCUAAACUCUACCCCAAAGUAUCUGUGCAAUCUAGAGUGCACACUUUACCGGCUGCCAUUGGUUAAGGUGACGUUUCCAGUUGAAAAUAAUCCUGCAGAAUCUUUGCUAUAGUACAAAUGUAAAAUUAAAACAUGUGGUGAAUGUAAUUCACAUCUCGUUUUGUUGUGUGUUUAUCUAAAAACGUCUUAUCCUAUUUUGUCCAGCUCGUGAAUGCCCGUUUGUGCUUGAUUUAUUUGUAAUUUUCAACGGGACACUGACCUCCACAUGCUUUGUAGUUUUUUUCCACGUGAUGCUCUAUAUAAGAAUGAUGCUGACACAGACAACAAAAUUAUUGUAUCAUCGUUGUUUUCAAACAAAGUCUUUUUUUAACUCAAAUCAAUCUUGGGUUAGUGAGGGGUAGCCCCAGGCCAAUCGAAGUCCAAGAUCCACGAGUUCUACCGGUCAAAGACAGGCUCCAGUCCAAUCAAUCCGAGCAAAUCUGUGCAUAUUCAUCAAGUAGCA
This is a messenger RNA of Puccinia graminis f. sp. tritici CRL 75-36-700-3, 1506 nucleotides long. RefSeq lists its product as uncharacterized. Gene Ontology annotation, cellular component: cytosol. Gene Ontology annotation, molecular function: aldose reductase (NADPH) activity; oxidoreductase activity, acting on NAD(P)H as acceptor. The record is from RefSeq and is a predicted model, not a curated record. The coding region runs from base 102 to 989 and encodes 295 amino acids. Lineage: Eukaryota; Fungi; Basidiomycota; Pucciniomycetes; Pucciniales; Pucciniaceae. The transcript has 5 exons.